GCUUGCGCUUCUGCUUCUGGUGCUCCGCCAUGGAACCGGCGAGGGUGUCGUGACCAGGACAAAACCACCAUCACCGUGGCUGGUGAGUGUGUGUGUCCCCCCACACAUGCCUAGGCUUCGCUAUGAGCUCGCAAGGCAAGGGGCGUCUGUACCCCGCGUACAGCCUCAGCGGGUCUGAGGGUGAAGACUCACCCCGACGAUACGGUUCCCAACACACGUACCAGCAUCCCUUGUAUCAACAGCCGGCUGGACUAAGCGACACCCCCACAUCGGAAAACGCCUCGGACGCCACCCUUACCGACUCGGAACUUGCUUUGGCGAGGGAUUCUACCCUGCUCGUGCACAACGGUUGUUUGCUGGACGGAGCUCCACGUCCACCAGAUGUUCCACCUCGGAACCCCACCAUGAAUCGGUUAAAUGGGCGCCUGGCCACGGCUCCACCGGCAGAUCCCACUCAAGACUUCGAACCCUCUUGUCUCGUUCGGACGCCUUCCGGAAAUGUGUACAUACCAUCGGGGACGUUGAAUCACCCCAAGAACUCGACGAUCGACUACAAGUCCAACUCGUCGUGCAGUAGCCCGUCGAAAGACAUGAAGAAUUCCGACAGAUGCGGCAUCCCAUACGGGGCCCAGGUACCUGUCCUGCCCGUCCGAAAUAAUCUACGCCGCCCCAACUCCAGUCACUUUCCGCAAGCUAGCCGUUUUCAUUUCAGAAAAGGGAUAGCUUCCAAAUGCACGUGGAAGUGUACGGCUAUUGUGUGCAUCAUGCUGCUGGUCGUUUUGACAGCUGCGCUCACGUACAUCUCAGCCUCUAGCGUACUGAAUUGGUCAUAUCAAAGCGCAAAGCCGUGUUCGGUUCUGGUCGGAGAGAACACGCAAUUCGUGCCAGCGUCCAAAAGCGCCACCUCCGAAACAAACUUGUCGACGUCCAGUAGGCCGAAGACGUCUUCAUCUGGAGGUAAUUUCCUUGCACUUGUCUAUUCACGAAAACGUAGACAAGUUGAUAACCCACCAUCGCAUGCUUUUGUGUUGUCAAAUAUCACUUCCGACUCGACUGCUGUCAAUUUCCCCAAUUCAAGUACCACCGAGCAUGAUAUAGAUAGAGAGCAUGCUAGUACCCUUGAACCUUUGCAUGACACAAACGUCACCGACACCGGAACACAGCUUUCGACUGUUACUAAUAGCCCCCCAGCUGAAACUGAGCACACUCAAAUCCAGAAGGUGGAGAAUGUCACGACGACGGCACCUCCAGACCCCUUAACUACGACGGAGACCGACGACAGUUACCAGUUCGAGGAAGCCGACGCCGACCACAGUUUCCUGGACACGUCGCAGCUGCAAGACGACCCCGAGUCGUUCUUCUCGAGUAUCGAUCUAGACGCAGAGUCCAAACUCGAAGUGGAGGACCAGACGUCGGAGGAGAUAAAAUCAAAGAUUCGAGAGGAGUACGCUUACGAGCGUCAGGACGAGGUGCAGAUCGUAAAACUGAAUCAUGAACCUUUCUCCACGACCAUGAAAACGAAAACCAAUUACUCGAUUGCUCGCGAUAAAAACAGCGACUCGAAAGAGCUGACGGACUCGAAUUUGUCCGCGCUGCCGAACCCGGGUGCGGAUUUGGCGAUGAAGCCGGUUGUAAAUUUUAACGAGCCUUUGCUGCUGCAUGAGAGUAACGCCACUAACACGGUGACUAAACAAUUCCAGGCCGAGGCCGUUGCGAGUCCGAAAAUUAGAGUGAUCGAGGUGCCUCCGGUGGCUUCUUUCGGGCCGAGUUCGGCGAAAAGGGUUUUAGUGAACGUGACUAUAGCCACCGAGCCUGAUUCUAACAACCCCCACGCCGCUCAGUCCGUUUACGUGCUAUCUGUGUCCGUGCCAACCGACGAUGGCGUUAACCAAGCCACUAACAGCGAUAUUAAGCACAGCUUUCAGAAAGAAGAGGGCGAUAAAAGAACCACCCAAACGCCCCUCGAGACCGAGAAACGCGACGGGCCUUGGGGUGGGGCGUGCGAGUGUUCGUGUCCAUGUAUGGAUGCAUCAAAUGAAUUUGCAGAUGCUAACAAUAACACGGAUUACGACUACAGAGAUGACGCGGUGAAAGCGACAACAGCGGCUCCGGAUUUCCACAGCGACGAAGCUUCUUCGGUGUCUGAUGCGACAGACACGACGGAAACUUCGGAAACGUGGACGCCGGCGACGGUCUGUCCGGAAGUUACCACCAAAUUACCGCCGCCACCCACUAUUCUCAUACUAGAAGGUGCUCGUACAUUCCCCGCACAAUCAUUCCCCCCGGACGGGACCACGUUCUCCCAAAUAUCGUUAGGGCAAAGGCUUUCCAAAGAAAUCCCGCCGUACGGCUACUGGAACAUGCAAUUCUAUCAAUCCGAAGCGGCCUACGUCAGGUUCGACUACAAUAUACCGAGAGGGGCCAGCAUAGGGGUCUACGCCCGCCGCAACGCCCUCCCCACGCACACCCAGUACCACAUCCUCGAGGUCCUCAGCGGGUUCAAAGCCAGAACCACGAGAGCGUCACACUCAUCCGUGAAGAAAGAGGUAACCCACUACAUGGAGCAAGGCCACUGGUUCCUCUCUUUGUACAACGACGACGGCGACCCCCAGGAGGUGACCUUCGUGGCCGUCAUCGCCGACGACAUGACCCACAAUUGUCCCAACGGCUGCAGCGGCAAGGGCGAGUGCCUCAUGGGGCACUGCCAGUGCAACCCGGGUUUCGGGGGCGACGACUGCAGCGAGAGUGUUUGCCCCGUCCUCUGCAGUCAACGGGGUGAAUACAUCAAUGGUGAAUGCCAAUGCAAUCCCGGCUGGAAAGGGAAGGAAUGUCAACUAAGGCAUGAUGAAUGCGAAGUGCCUGACUGUAAUGGUCACGGACACUGUGCUAACGGAAAAUGCAAUUGCAUAAGGGGUUAUAAGGGCAAGUUUUGCGAAGAGGUGGAUUGCCCGCAUCCCACUUGUUCGGGGCACGGAUACUGCGUCGAGGGCACCUGUCUGUGCAAGAAGGGCUGGAAAGGACCGGACUGCAGCCAGAUGGACAAGGACGCCCUCCAGUGUCUCCCGGACUGCUCGGGACACGGGACGUUCGACUUGGACACGCAAACGUGCACCUGCGAGCCCAGAUGGUCGGGCGAGGAUUGCUCCAGAGAAUUGUGUGACCUGGACUGCGGCAACCAUGGGCACUGCGUGUCGGACGCGUGCCAGUGCGACCCAGGCUGGUCGGGCGAGUUUUGCAACCUGAAGCAGUGCGAUCCCAGAUGCAACGAGCACGGGCAGUGCAAGAACGGGACGUGUUUGUGCGUGACGGGCUGGAACGGGAAACACUGUACCAUGGAGGGUUGUCCCAAUAGCUGUUCCUCCCACGGUCAGUGCAGGUUUAACGGAGAUUCCAUGUGGGAAUGUCGCUGCGACAACGGUUGGGACGGGCCCGAUUGCAGUAUUUUGUUGGAACAGAACUGCAACGAUGGGCGUGAUAACGACAAAGAUGGAUUGGUGGAUUGCGAGGAUCCCGAGUGCUGCUCGAAUCGCUUAUGCGGGAGUAGUCAGCUGUGCGUCUCUUCUCCUAAACCCAUCGACAUAUUACUGAGAAAGCAACCUCCGGCAAUCACCGCGUCUUUCUUCGAGAGAAUGAAAUUUUUGAUUGAUGAAGGCAGUUUGCAGAACUACGCGCGGCCAGAAACGUUCAACGAGAGCCGCUCCGCCGUGGUCCGAGGACGCGUCAUAACCCAGAUGGGGACCGGCCUGAUGGGCGUCCGCGUCAGCACCAGCACGCCCUUGGAAGGCUUCACUCUCACGCGAGACGACGGCUGGUUCGACCUCCUGGUAAACGGAGGCGGCGCAGUCACUUUACAGUUCGGCCGUGCCCCGUUCCGCCCCCAAACCCACAUCGUUUUCGUCCCGUGGAACGAAGUCGUCAUCAUCGACAACGUCGUUAUGACGACCGGCGAAGAGAAACCGGUCUCGGCUAUGCCGCAACCGUGCACUUCACACGAUUUCGACACCAUGAAGCCGGUGGUGCUCGCCACAUGGAAGCACGGCUUCCAAGGGGCCUGCCCCGACCGGAGUGCCAUCUUAGCCGAGUCACAAGUGGUGCAGGAGAGUCUACAAAUUCCCGGAACCGGCCUCAACUUGGUGUACCAUAGCUCCAGGGCGGCCGGGUAUUUGUCAACGAUCCAGCUGCAGCUGACACCGGAAACUAUCCCGCCGACUUUGAAUCUGAUACACCUCAGAAUUACCAUUGAAGGGAUCUUGUUCGAAAAGACAUUCGAGGCGGAUCCGGUGAUCAAGUUCACGUACGCGUGGAACAGACUCAACGUCUACAGACAAAGAGUGUACGGAGUGACGACGGCUAUUGUUAAAGUCGGGUAUGAAUACAGCGACUGCAAGACUAUUAUUUGGGACGUUCAGACGACAAAGUUGAGCGGACACGAUAUGAGCAUUUCAGAGGUAGGGGGGUGGAAUCUUGACAUUCAUCACAGAUAUAACUUCCACGAAGGUAUUUUACAAAAGGGAGACGGGUCUAAUAUUUACCUUAAACAUAAACCGAGGGUGAUUCUGACGACAAUGGGUGAUGGGCAUCAAAGACCUUUAGACUGCAACGACUGCGAAGGUCAAGCGUCCAAACAACGAUUACUAGCUCCGGUUGCUCUAGCAGCGGCCCCUGAUGGCUCCAUUUUUGUCGGGGACUUCAACUUAGUUCGGAAAAUCUUGACGGACGGUCGAGUCCGUACUGUCGUUAGGUUAAACGCCACUAGAGUCUCUUAUCGUUAUCACAUGGCACUAAGCCCGCUUGACGGGACUUUGUACAUCUCGGACCCCGAGUCCCACCAAAUCAUCCGCGUACGAAACACACAAGACUACAGCGACCCGGACCACAACUGGGAGACCGUAGUGGGUUCCGGGGAGAGAUGUCUCCCAGGAGAUGAAGCCCACUGUGGCGACGGAGCCCUAGCCCGCGACGCCAAACUCGCCUAUCCUAAAGGUGUAGCGGUUUCUAACGACAACGUUCUGUACUUUGCUGACGGUACGAACAUCCGUAUGGUAGACAGAGACGGGAUCGUGACCACGGUUAUCGGAAACCAUAUGCACAAGUCUCACUGGAAGCCCCUACCGUGCGAGGGCACCUUGACGAUCGAGGAAGUCCACCUGCGCUGGCCCACAGAGCUGGCGAUAAACCCUCUGGAUAACACCUUGCACAUAAUCGACGACCAUAUGAUCCUCCAGCUCACGCUGGACGGACGCGUCAAAGUGGUGGCCGGAAGACCUCUGCACUGCGCAUCUCCGGCGAGUGGUUACGACGUCGAAUUAGCCACACAUGCUACUCUCGUGAUGCCUCAAAGUUUGGCUUUCAGCUCGGCUGGAGAUUUGUACAUUGCUGAAAGCGAUUCCCAGAGAAUUAAUCGCAUUCGAGUGAUCGGUACUGAUGGCAAGAUCGGUCCUUACGCUGGAGCUGAAUCCAAAUGUAAUUGUCUUGAACGUGGAUGCGAUUGUUUCGAAGCGGAACACUACUUAGCAUCGAACUCGAAGUUUAAUACGAUUUCGGCUGUAACAGUCAGCCCCGACGGCCACGUCCACAUCGGCGAUCAAGCCAAUUACAGGAUAAGGUCCGUAAUGGCGAGCAUUCCAGACGCCAGCAUUUCGAGGGAAUACGAGAUCUACUCGCCCGAAACGCAGGAAAUCUAUAUUUUCAACCGAUUCGGGCAACACAUCGCCACCAAGAACAUCCUGACGGGGGAGACGAGCUACGUGUUCACGUACAACGUGAACACGAGCAACGGCAAGCUGAGCACGGUGACGGACGCCGCCGGAAACAAGGUGUUCCUGCUGAGGGACUACUCGAGCCAGGUGAACUCGAUCGAGAACACGAAAGGGCAGAAGUGUAGGUUGCGGAUGUCCAGGAUGAGGAUGCUGCACGAGCUGAGCACUCCCGAUAAUUACAACGUCACCUUCGACUACCACGGUCCCACGGGGCUGCUGAAAACGAAAUUAGACAGCAGCGGAAGAAGUUACGUCUAUAAUUACGACGAGUUCGGAAGGCUGACGUCGGCCGUGACACCUACGGGAAAAGUGAUAAGUUUAUCGUUCGAUCUGAGCGUGAAAGGAGCCACCGUGAAAGUGGGUCAAAAUAAUAAGAAACCCAUCUCGAUGCUGAUCAAAGGCUCGAGCGUGUCGACGAAAGUGGGAGACGCCGAGAACAAGAUCAUUUUGCUGGCCGACGGCAGCGUGGCCAGCAAUUCGCCCUGGUCGCACAGCAUCACCACCGAUACCGUGCCUUACAAUAUCCUCGCCGACAAAGAACCGCUACUGGGAGAAAGCUAUCCCGUGCCGGCUAAACAGCGGACGGAAAUCGGCGGCGAUCUGGCCAAUAGGUUUGAAUGGCGCUAUUUCGUCAGACCGAACCAGAAUAAAGGCAAGAGUUCAACUCCCAAGACUAUAUCGAAAGUGGGCCGCAAGUUGAGAGUCAACGGCGAAAACUUGCUCACAUUAGAAUACGACAGAGAUACGGCUUCGAUUUCCGUUUUCAUGGACGAUAAAGUCGAACUCCUCAACGUGACUUACGAUCGAUCGGCCAGGCCGGUCAAAUGGGGACCCAGAAACGGCAUUUUUGCAGAAGUCGAACUCGAAUACGACAGAUUCAGUAGACUCAGCAACUGGAAAUGGGGAGAUUUGAGCGAAAGUUACGUCUUCGAUAGGGCUGGGAGACUGUUCGAAAUCAAAUAUGGCGACGAAUCAUCGCUAGUGUACGCGUUCAAAGACAUGUUCAGCAGUUUGCCGCUGAAAGUGACCACUCCGAGAGGGUCGGAUUACCUCCUGCAGUACGACGAAGCCGGAGCUCUUCAAUCUUUGACUACACCCAGAGGACACAUCCACACUUUCUCGCUACAGACGUCGUUGGGCUUCUUCAAGUACCAGUAUUUCUCACCCAUGAAUCGCCAUCCGUACGAAAUCAUCUACAACGACGACGGACAAAUCCUAGCCAAGGUGUACCCUCACCAGUCAGGUCGCGUUUCCUACGUCUACGACUCCGCCGGUAAACUAGAGACGAGUCUAGCUGGAAUGAGCUCCACCCAAUACGUCUACCACGAGUCGUCCAGUCUGGUGAAGAGCAUAGAAAUCGUGGAACCCAACUUCGAGCUGAAACAAGAGUUCAAAUACCACGCCGGAAUUCUCAAAGACGAAAAGCUCAAAUUCAACAGUAAGAGCGGACUCGAUAACGCCCAUUACAAGUAUCAGUACGACGGUAACGCCCGCCUAUCUGGUAUCGACGUAGACAUCAACGGCAAAGAGCUUCCGCAAUUACGGCUGAAAUACAACCAGAACCUCGGAAUUCUCGAGGGAAUCAGCGACUUGCGGGUGUACCGGAACACCUUCAACAGGUCCGUCAUGCAAGACACCAGUAAGCAGUUCUUUACGAUAACCGACUUCGACGAUCACGGACGCAUCAAAUCCAUACUUAUCAAUAUAAAGUCGUUCGACGUGUUCCGACUCGAAGUCGAAUACGAUAGUCGUAACAGAAUCAAACUUCAAAAGUUGUUAGUCGGUCGAACGCAGUUUAUGGAUCGGGUGUCGUACAACUCCGACGGGCACGUGUUGGAGGUGGUGGGCACGAGUAACUGGAAGUACGUGUACGACGAGAACGGUAACAUCAUCGGCGUGAUUAAGGAGAAGGAGAAGAUCUCGCUGGGUUACGACAGCGGUGACAGAGUGGUGCAAUACGGGGACGUCGAGUUCAACAGCUACGAUAACCGAGGCUUUGUGGUCCGCCGGGGUGAGCAGAAGUACAGAUACAAUUCUCGGGGUCUGUUGAUUCACGCAUUCGAACGAGACAAAUUCCAGACGUGGUAUUAUUACGACGACAGAGGUCGUUUGAUUUCAUGGAACGACGAUAAAGGCAACGUCACUCAGUAUCUCUAUUCGAAUCCGAGCACCCCGGAUUUAGUCACACAUUUACAUUUCCCCAAGACCGGACGCACGUUCCGAUUCUUGUACGACGCGAGAAAUGUUAUCAUAACCGUGGAAACGUCCGAGCAGCGGUUUUACGUGGCCACGGACCAGAACGGCUCGCCGCUGGCCCUGUUCGAUAUUAAUGCCAAUCUCAUCAAAGAGAUCAGAAGGACGCCUUCUGGCAGUAUCAUGCUGGAUACCAAUCCGGACUUCUAUCUGCCGGUGGAUUUCCACGGGGGAAUUCUGGAUCCCAACACCAAGCUGGUUUAUAUUAAUAAGAGAUUAUACGAUCCGGUGGUAGGGCAGUGGAUGACGCCCGCCUGGGAACAGCUGGCAACGAAACUGACGACACCAACUGAUGUGUUUAUUUAUCGCUUCAACAAUAACGACCCCAUUAAUUCAAAAUCAACUAUCGAUUACAUGACCAAUUUGAAUAGUUGGCUAAAACUCUACGGAUACGACAUGAAAAACAUGCUGGGAUCGGAAUACAUCAGCCGGAUGGUGUACAGACCGCAGGCCACCAUCACCUCACCCCAGCUGGCUCCCGACUUCGGGGUGAUAUCGGGCCUGCAGUGCAUCGUGGAAAAGGUCAACGAGAAAUUCACCGACCUGGGCUUCGUUCCUAAACCCCUGCUCAAGAUGGAGCCCAAGACGCGCAACCUCCUGCCCCGCGUGGCCUACCGGCGAUCCGUGUUCGGCGAGGGCGUGUUGAUCUCGCGCGCCGGCAGCCGGGCCCUCGUCAGCGUGGUCGAGGGCGUGAACGGCGUGGUGCAGGACGUCGUCACCUCCGUGUUCAACAACUCCUUCUUCCUCAACCUGCAGUUCAGCAUCCACGACCAGGACGUGUUCUACUUCGUCAAGGACAACGUGCUCAAGAUCCGCGACGACCUGGAGGAGCUGCGCCGGCUCGGCGGCAUGUUCAACGUGUCGACGCACGAGAUCACGGACCACGGCGCGACCACCAUCAAGGAGCUGCGCCUGCACAACCCCGACGCGGUGGUGAUCAUCAAGUACGGCGCCGACCCCGAGCAGGAGACCCACAAGAUCCUGCGGCACGCGCACAAGCGGGCGGUGGAGAGGGCCUGGGAGCUGGAGAAGCAGCUGGUGGCGGCGGGCUUCCAGGGCCGCGGCGACUGGACGGAGGAGGAGAAGGAGGAGCUGAUCUCGCACGGGGACGUGGACGGGUACGAGGGCGUGGACAUACACAGCAUACACAAGUACCCGCAGCUGGCGGACGACCCGGGGAACGUGGCCUUCCAGCGGGACACGAAGAGGAAGCGGCGAAAGAGCGGCUCGAGGAGGGGGCGCUUGCACCGGCACGAGUCGUGAUUUAAAUAAAAUGUGGUGAUAUUAAGUAAAUCGUCAGCAGAAAAUAUUUUUUAUGUGCCAUAAAGUCAACAUCAAAUCAAAUCCUAGUCGUUCUUUAAUAAAAGAGAAGAAGUACAUAACUAAUUUAUAGGAACAAAUUACUAUUUUUAAUAAAAUUCGUGGCGAUAUUUUGAUAAUCAUAAGUUAAAGAAGAGAUUGUGAAUAAGCCAUGAACUGUCCAAGUUGUAACUGUGUUGUGUACAAGCAAUCAAAAGGCCUAUUUGAUAACGAAUGACAUGUUUCCUACAGGGUAGCCGAGUCGCCACUCUCGCGGAUAUCUAGAAAGACUCUUGCACAUAGUUCUCUAGUUAAGGCAAUACUAAGGACUGUACAUAUAUCAGAAGCUUUUUAUAUGGAAAAUUCUAGUGACUCGCCAUGACAUGAGUAACGAAAUGAUCAUUUUUGUGCUGCAGUUUCUUAUGAUGAUUUUACGUUAUUUGGUCAUCAUCGAUCGUAGCAUUGACUGAACUAUAUUUAACGAUCCAUUUAAUAUAAAUUAGCAGACAUAGUCCAUAGAUGUACAUAUUUAUAUAUCGUUUUAUUAAGUUUUACAAUUCUAUCCUCGGUGCUUGUCUCCACUCUACCUAUAUCUAAAAAUUAGAUCUGGGCCACCAUUUUAAUCAGGUCCAUUAAUCAUUAGAAUAGCGUACUGUCAGUAUCCAUAAACAUAUGCAUCAUAGAAUCUGUAACUUACUGCCGAUAUUGUUCAUCGUUUUCUUUUUUUUUUACUUUAGUCCUUUUGAUUAUCGUUCGCCAUAGUUAUACUGUAAUAAUUGUAAUAGGUACAGCUGUUGUAAUGAUAAAUGAACUCUAUUAACUUAUCAUUUCCGUAUUGUGUCCACAUGGUCAUAGUUUAGAUGUACGACCUUUCUUUACCGUUUUCACUAUCAUUUGGAACGAAAGACUCUAGAGCGCUGAUUUUGUAAGGGGGCAUUUAGCUGCCAAAAGUGGAUAAGUGAUAUAUUUUCUAAUGUGACUAACAAAGAAAGCAAUACUUUGUAAUUUAUAUACGUCUUACUUACUAUUACAUUAUGUGCAAUUGUUGUGUGGCUGCGUCCGCGGCUAGCACUAGUACGCAUUAAAGAUAUUGACCAUACUCGUGAACUAUUGACUAACAUUUUAUGUGUGUAUAUAAAUUAUUGUGUAUAUUGUUUUGAUAUGUAAAUAUAUUUUGUUCUAUUCAGUAAUAUAAUCAUUUAUUAAAUGCAGAAUUAUUUAUGACAA
Zophobas morio is the source of this 10538-nucleotide messenger RNA. RefSeq names its product teneurin-m (gene Ten-m). The transcript has 17 exons. Gene Ontology annotation, biological process: motor neuron axon guidance. Bases 123 to 9275 code for a protein of 3050 amino acids. The record is from RefSeq and is a predicted model, not a curated record. Lineage: Eukaryota; Metazoa; Arthropoda; Insecta; Coleoptera; Tenebrionidae.